Molecule: messenger RNA, 3798 nt
Organism: Amaranthus tricolor (Joseph's coat)
Lineage: Eukaryota; Viridiplantae; Streptophyta; Magnoliopsida; Caryophyllales; Amaranthaceae
Product: mitogen-activated protein kinase kinase kinase YODA-like
Exons: 12
Coding region: 629-3346 (905 amino acids)
Biological process (GO): protein phosphorylation
Molecular function (GO): protein kinase activity; ATP binding
Source: RefSeq, a predicted model, not a curated record
AAAUAAAAACAAAUAAAUGCGGAAAAUCAACGCUCAGACAACUUCCAUUGUUACACACUAACACCAUUACCAUUUACCACCAUUUCUUUCUCUCUCUAAUAAAAUUCCAUUUCUCUUCCUUUUUCUCACUCUAUUUUGUUCUCCCACAAUUUUUCCAGAUUUUUAGGGUUUUGUUUUUUCCGCUGAUUUGUCAGUUCAAUUUUACAACUUGAAGUUUAAGGAAUUCAUUAACUUUGCUAGAUUUAUAAAUCUUGAACUAUCAUACUUCGUUAAGUUACUUUAAUGGUGGACAUUUUUGUUACAAUUCCGAGCUUACUUACUGUAGUUAAUGAGUUAUAGUGUUUGUUGAAGAAAAAAGAUUCGUUGUUUUAACUGAGGAUUUGAUGCUGAUAAUUUGAGGUGCUACCUUCUGAAUUUGUUUCCUUUGUGUACUCCAAGCGCAGUUGAUAUUAGUACAAUCGGUGCUGUUGAACAUAGCUGCAGUGUUGUUGAAGAUUUUGGGUGCUGUUCAGCUUGAAUUCUGUUGCUAUGAUAAGAUAUACCUGUAUAACUUAGUGAACUCGGCUUAGAUAUCUUUUUUGAGUAUCUGCAUUCGACUUUUGAUUAGUGAAGUAGCUGGAACAAAACUAUGCCUUCAUGGUGGGGCAAGUCAUCAUCAAAAGAAGCAAAGAAAAAAACAGGUGAUGAAACCAUCCUUGACACAUUACGAAGGAAAUUCAGAAGUCCAUCUGAUGUGAAGUUAGAUAGUAGCUCAGGAGCAUCUCGAAGGCAUUGCAUUGACACUGUCUCCGAGAGGGGUGCUCAAUCUAGGGCAGAAUCUCGAUCUCCUUCUCCUUCCAAGGAUUCUAAACGUGUUGGGAGGUGUCAAAGUUUUGUUGAAAGGCCUCUUGCCCAGCCACUUCCACUUCCAGGCUUGCAUCCUGCCAAUGUUAGUCGUACAGAUUCUGGAAUCAGUCUGACAUCAAAGCCGAGAUUAGAAAAGAGCUCCAAGUCAUCAUUGUUUCGUCCCCUUCCAAGACCUUCCUGCAUCAGGAGCACUGCAGAUCAUUCUGAGUUGGACAAUGAUUUGGUUACUGCUUCUGUUUCUAGCAACAGUUCAGUAGAGAGUGAUGAUUUGACGGAUUCUCGGCUGCGCAGUCCGCAAGCAUCUGAUCUUGAUAUUGGGCCAAGAACUGCUGCUGGAAGCCCUUCUAGUGUCAUGCUCAAAGAUAAUUCACCAAAAUCUGCCCAGAAUAAUUCUAUAGAAGCACUUAGACCUGGGAGCAUUCCGUUAAGCAAACAAAAUACUACUGCCUCUACAAGAAGAAGACCUCUUGGCAAUCAUGUGCCCAAUUUGCAGGUACCUGCUCAUGGUGCUUUUUACAGUGCUCCUGACAGCUCGAUGUCCAGUCCCUCAAGAAGCCCAAUUAGAACACCUAACUCUGAACAAGUUUUGAACACUGCUUUCUGGGCUAGUAAACCUUAUCCUGAUGUCACUUUACUUGGAUCUGGUCACUGCUCUAGUCCAGGCUCAGGCCACAACUCUGGCCACAAUUCCAUGGGAGGGGAUAUAUCAGGACAGCUGUUUUGGCAGCAACCAAGCAGAGGUAGCCCUGAGCAUUCUCCAAUACCUAGUCCAAGAAUGACUAGCCCUGGGCCAAGCUCUAGAGUUCAGAGUGGUGCUGUUACUCCGAUACAUCCUAGAGCUGCAGCCUCAGGUUCUGAGACACAUGCAAGCUGGGGUGAUGAUGGAAAACAACAGAGUCAUCGUUUACCUCUUCCACCAGUAGCAAUUCCUAGUCCUUCCCCAUUUUCUCAUGGAAAUUCAGCAGCCACAUCUCCCUCUGUUCCGAGAAGUCCUGCUAGAGGGGACAAUCUUCCGAGCCCCACCUUGCGGUGGAAAAAGGGAAGGUUACUUGGUAGAGGAACUUUUGGACAUGUAUAUCUUGGGUUUAAUAGUGAAACGGGUGAAAUGUGCGCGAUGAAGGAGGUGACACUGUUUUCUGACGAUCCAAAAUCAAAGGAAAGUGCUAAGCAGCUUCAACAGGAAAUUUCUUUGUUGAGCCGCCUACGACAUCCAAAUAUUGUGCAGUAUUACGGUUCAGAAACUGUUGGUGAUAAACUCUAUAUAUACUUGGAAUUUGUGUCUGGUGGGUCUAUCUAUAAGCUUCUUCAAGAGUAUGGACAGCUCGGUGAACUUGCAAUACGUAGUUAUACUCAACAAAUACUUUCUGGACUUGCAUACCUCCAUGGGAAAAAAACUGUUCAUAGGGACAUUAAAGGAGCAAAUAUACUUGUUGAUCCUAAUGGACGUGUUAAGUUGGCAGAUUUUGGUAUGGCAAAACAUAUUACAGGACAAUCAUGUCCGUUGUCAUUGAAAGGAAGCCCUUACUGGAUGGCACCUGAGGUUAUAAAAAAUUCAAAUGGUUGUAACCUCGCUGUUGAUAUUUGGAGCCUUGGUUGUACUGUCUUAGAGAUGGCAACAACCAAACCACCUUGGAGCCAAUAUGAAGGGGUUGCUGCUAUGUUCAAGAUAGGUAACAGCAAAGAAUUACCGGCUAUUCCUGAUCAUCUUUCUGAGGAAGGAAAAGAUUUUGUGAGGCUAUGUUUGCAACGAAAUCCAUAUCAUCGCCGAACAGCAGCUAAAUUACUAGAGCACCCAUUUGUCAAGAAUACUGCUCCUCUGGAGAGGCCUUUGCCAACCCCUGAGCCAGCUGAUUCAACUAGUCUUCCAAAUGGGAUGAGGAAUUUGGGGGUUGGAUUUGAGAGGAAUCUAUCUGGUUUGGACUCAGAAAGACUUGCUGUUCAUUCAUCCAGGGUUUCACCAGCUCGACCUCGCUCCAGCGAGUAUCACAUCCCACGGAACAUAUCUUGUCCUGUUUCUCCAAUCGGUAGUCCACUUUUACAUUCAAGGUCACCUCAGCAUCUUAAUGGUAUGAUGUCUCCUUCUCCUAUAUCCAGCCCACGAGCCACUUCUGGCUCGUCAACACCCCUUACUGGUGGUAGUGGUGCAAUCCCAUUUCAUCUCUCACAACAGUCACUUUACAUGCAAGAUGGUUUUGGAGCCAUGCCAAAGUCCCCCAACAGUGUUUUUCUCAACGGACCAUGUUACCAUGAUCAUAACCCAAACAUUCUUCGAGGAAUGCAAUCUGGACCCCGUGCUAUGAUGACACCAGUGAGUUCUGAAAGUGAAAUUCGUGUGAAGCAGAUUGAAAGAGAAAGACCCUAUCAAGGGGGCCCAUGUAAUGGACGGGCAUUAUUGGCUGAUCGUGUAUCCCAGCAGCUCUUGCGGGAGCAAGUUAAGCUAAAUCCUUCAGUGGAAUUCAGCCCCCGCUCAACGUUGCCUAGUCGGACCCAUGGCCUCUAGCCUCAUAUCCUGCCCGAUACCAAAUAAUUUUAAAUGCAUUGGUCCUCAGACGUUAAAGGGAAAUUGGGGAAUCAUUGGUGAAUUCAGACAGUGCUGCUGGUUAUGGCACCUGGGCGCCUUCAUUGUAUAUGCUGGAAUGAGUUCCGUUUUCCCUGUUGCUGGAACCAUGAUAGCUCGGGGUUUUCACAGCUCAAAUUGGUUAUGCGGAAGUGGUUUUGGAGCACCGUACAGUUAGCUUCCGUGUGUUACUCUUACACAUGCAGAACUCUGCUAUCUCAUUCAACAGACUCCAAAAGCAGCUUAGCAAAGGUAGCCCUACAGUUUCCAAGAGAAGUUUGAAGUUUCGUAUGGACCUGCGUUUUUCUAGGUCAAUUUCAGACGAGUUAGAAUGAAGCUGGGAUUUUUUUCAAUGGUCUAAUAUUUUGUACAGGAGCCUAAUUUGGAUAUACAAC